Spinacia oleracea (spinach) is the source of this 4700-nucleotide messenger RNA. RefSeq names its product abscisic-aldehyde oxidase. NCBI's taxonomy places the organism in Eukaryota, Viridiplantae, Streptophyta, Magnoliopsida, Caryophyllales, Amaranthaceae. Bases 231 to 4319 code for a protein of 1362 amino acids. The transcript has 10 exons. Gene Ontology annotation, molecular function: oxidoreductase activity; iron ion binding; FAD binding. The record is from RefSeq and is a predicted model, not a curated record.
AAGCAUACAGUUGUCUCUUUCAAAGAUUCCCACAUUGCAGAAAAUUUCAACACUCUAUUCCCAGAUUUGCCACCAAUUAAUAAUGCUCUUUUAAUUUUCCAAAAUUUCAAUGAUUGUGACAUCAUGAUGUUUCUGGGUUCACUGUAUUUUAAUAUUACACAGUCAAUGAUAUUUAUUCAUCCAUUUAUUAUGAAGGGAGUGACAUUUUAACUUACUUGGCUGCUCAAAGAAUGGAGAAGAUAGAGAUAGGCAAGAAAAUGGGAGGUGGGAAUUUGUUGUUUGCUGUAAAUGGUGAGAGACUUGAGAUACCCACUAAUAUUGAUCCAUCUACUACUUUGAUUGAGUUUUUGCGUACUCAAACUCGUUUUAAAAGUGUCAAGCUUGGGUGUGGAGAAGGUGGUUGUGGUGCUUGUGUUGUGCUGCUAUCAAAAUAUGAUCCUGUCCACGAUAAGGUGGAGGAUUAUACGGUUAAUUCAUGCCUUACACUUGUUUGUAGUAUACAUGGUUGUUCCAUUACCACAAGUGAAGGUCUUGGAAGUCAAAAAGAAGGUUUUCAUUCAAUACACCAAAGAUUUGCUGGAUUCCAUGCCACUCAGUGUGGCUAUUGUACGCCUGGAAUGUGCGUCUCUCUCUUCUCGGCUCUUGUCAAUGCUGAGAAGAAGGAUGGAACAGAACCCUCUCCUGGAUUUUCGAAGCUAAAAGUUUCUCAAAUAGAUAAAGCCAUGGCUGGUAACCUAUGUAGGUGUACUGGUUAUCGACCAAUUGUUGAUGCUUGCAAAAGCUUUGCAGCAGAUGUGGAUAUUGAGGAUCUAGGAUUCAACACUUUUUGGCAAAAGGAGGAGAACAAGGAACUUAAGGUGAGUAAGUUGCCUGUUUACGAUAGCAGUUGUCAGAUAUCAACAUUUCCUGAUUUUUUGAAGAAUGAAAUGAAGUUUAAAAUGUUAUUGGAUUCGGGAAAAUAUUCUUGGUAUACCCCUUUUAGCAUUGAGGAACUCCACAACAAGUUGGAAUGGAGUGAAUCCAACAAUGUGAAUCGUGUGAAGUUGGUUGUUAGUAAUACAGGUACAGGUUAUUAUAAGGAACUAGAAGGUUAUGACACAUACAUAGAUUUAAGGUACAUUCCCGAACUCUCAAUGGUUAAAAGAGACUCUAAAUGCAUCCAAAUAGGGGCAGCUGUGUCAAUCGCUAAGGUUAUUGUUGCACUGGAAGAGGGCGGCGAAGAUAGAGUGAGUGAGGGAAGUAUAACAAUCCUAAAGAAAAUUGCUGCCCAUUUUGAGAAAAUUGCUUCUGGGUCCAUCAGAAAUUCAGCAAGUAUAGGUGGAAAUUUAGUUAUGGCACAAAGGUGUGGAUUUCCUUCUGACAUUGCUACUGUUCUUCUGGCUGUGGAUUCUAGUGUAGAAAUGAUAAGAAGCUCAAAAAGAGAGACCAUAAAACUGGAGGAAUUCUUGGAAAGGCCUCCUCUAGAUUCAAAAAGUAUAAUAUUGAGUAUCAAGAUUCCAAUUUUGGAACCUUCUAUAAGAUCAAAUUGUAAACUUAUGUUUGAUACCUAUAGAGCAGCACCUCGUCCUCUAGGGAAUGCAUUAUCUUAUCUAAAUGCUGCUUUCUUUGCUGAAGUUUCUUCCAGAAAAUCUGCUGAUGGCUUCAUGGUAAACAAGAUUCAGUUGGCUUUUGGCGCUUAUGGAACUAGGCAUGCAGUACGGGCUAGAAAAGCUGAAGAGUUUUUAGCUGGGAAAAUUAUUGACUAUGAUGCUCUACGCAAAACAAUGAAUUUAGUUAGGACUUUUGUGGUGCCUGAAGAUGGUGUUUCACAUCCUUCCUACAGGACAAGUUUAGCUGAGGCAUUUGUUUUCGAGUUUCUGCACCCUUUGGUUAAAUCUAAUUUUGGAUUUUCUAGUUUAGGUUUGGAUCAAGACAUUGAUUCUCAGUCUGCAACAGUGAAAGAAAACAGUGGGCAACCUCUGUUAUUUCCUGCAAAGCAGGUAAUUAUACCCAGCACCGAGUAUCAUCCCGUUGGGAAGCCCAUUAGCAAAAUUGGAGCUGCUCUCCAGGCAUCUGGUGAGACCACAUACGUUGAUGAUAUUCCUUCGCCGAAAGACUGUCUUUAUGGAGCAUUUGUGUAUAGCACAAAGCCAUUGGCAAGAGUCAAUUGUGUUAGAUACGAGUCUGGAUCAUUUCCAGAUGGAGUUGUUGCCAUUGUUUCCUAUAAAGAUAUCCCACACGGGGGGAAGAACAUAGGAGCCCAAACUAUAUUUGGGAUAGAUUCAUUAUUUGCUGAUGAACUCACAAGGUGUGCUGGUGAACGUAUUGCACUAGUUGUUGCAGAUUCGCAGAGGCAUGCAGACAUUGCAGCUAAUAAAGUAGUCAUUGACUAUGACAUGGAAAAUUUAGAGCCACCAAUUUUGACAGUUGAAGAUGCAGUUGACAAGUGUAGCUUUUUCGACAUCCCACCUUUUCUAUGCCCUAAACCAGUCGGUGACUUUGACAAGGGAAUGGCUGAAGCUGAUCAGAAAAUUCUUUCAGCUGAGAUUAGACUCCCAUCACAGUACUAUUUUUAUAUGGAGACUCAAACUGCCUUAGCUAUUCCAGAUGAAGAUAACUGCAUGGUGGUUUAUAGUUCUGUUCAAGUUCCUGAAUUUACACACUCAGUGGUUGCUAGUUGUCUUGGAGUUCCUGAAAACAACAUCCGUGUCAUCACAAGACGGGUUGGAGGCGGUUUUGGCGGAAAGGCAAUAAGAGCUAUGCCUAUUGCAUCAGCUUGUGCACUAGCAGCACACAAGCUUCGUCGUCCUGUGAGGAUGUAUCUCAAUCGCAAGACUGAUAUGGUAACGACUGGAGGAAGACAUCCAAUGAAAAUCAGUUAUAGUGUGGGAUUCAAAUUAAACGGGAAGAUCACAGCUUUGCAUCUUGAGAUUUUGAUUAAUGCUGGUAUAUCAGAAGAUAUUAGCCCAAUAAUGCCAUCAAACAUAGUGAAUGCACUUAAGAAGUAUGAUUGGGGUGCUAUGUCACUCGAUAUUAAAGUAUGCAAGACAAAUCAUACAAGUAAAUCCGCAAUGCGAGCUCCUGGUGAGAUACAAGGAUCAUUUAUUGCUGAAGCUGUGAUUGAACAUGUAGCUUCUACCCUUUCGAUAGAUGUUGAUACUGUUAGAGACAAAAACUUCCACACAUUCGACAGCUUAACUUUGUUCUGUCAGAAUGCUGCUGGAGAGCCGGAUGAAUAUACUUUACCCUCAAUUUGGGAAAAACUAGCUUCAUCUUCAAGCUUUGACCAGAGAAAAAAGAUGGUAGAACAGUUUAACAACACUAACAUAUGGCGUAAAAAGGGAAUUUCACGGUUACCAAUAGUGCAUGGUGUUUCAGUAAGACCAACCCCUGGUAAAGUCAGCAUACUUCGGGAUGGGUCAAUUGCUGUGGAAGUAGGAGGGAUUGAGCUUGGUCAGGGUCUAUGGACCAAAGUAAAACAGAUGGCGGCAUUUGCUCUGAGUUUAAUAAAGUGUGCUGGAAGUGAUGAUCUAUUGGAUAAGGUAAGAGUAAUACAAGCAGAUACAUUAAGCAUGGUACAGGGCGGGUUUACUGCUGGUAGCACUACUUCUGAGUCAAGCUGUGAAGCUGUUAGGAUUUGCUGCAAUACAUUAGUUGAAAGAUUAACCCCUCUGAAGGAGAGUCUACAAGAGAAAACGGGAUCUGUUAACUGGGAGACGCUUAUUUUUCAGGCAGGCUUACAAGCAGUGAAUUUGUCGGCUAGCACUUAUUACAAACCCGACUUCACUGCCAUGCAAUAUCUAAACUAUGGAGCUGCUGUUAGUGAGGUAGAAGUGAAUCUCCUCACGGGAGGAACUACUAUUUUGCGGUCAGACAUCAUUUAUGACUGUGGACAGAGUCUAAAUCCUGCUGUUGAUUUGGGACAGAUAGAAGGUGCUUUUGUUCAAGGUAUUGGUUUUUUCAUGUUGGAAGAGUACCUAACUGAUCCUGAUGGUUUGGUGGUUAAUGAUAGCACAUGGACUUAUAAGAUCCCAACUAUUGAUACUGUGCCAAGACAACUGAAUGUCGAAAUAAUGAACAGCGGUCAUCAUAAGAAUCGCGUUCUAUCAUCUAAAGCAUCUGGAGAGCCACCUUUGCUGCUGGCAACGUCAGUUCAUUGUGCAGCAAGAGCAGCCAUCAAAGAAGCAAGGAGGCAGCUUGCUUCUUGGGGCGGCCAUGUUAACGUUUCCAUGUUCCAGUUAAGUGUUCCUGCCACUAUGCCUGUGGUCAAGGAGCUCUGUGGCCUUGACAUUGUUGAGAGAUACUUGAGUAGUUCACUUGCCCAACAAAGUCACUCAUAAGCAAUAGCCUUUGUGCUGGUUUGCAUCCCAAACCCUUACGGUUAUGAAACAUCUUUUAAGAUAAACUUGUGUAUAAAUUAUGAUGAUGUUACAAAAUAAGUCUACUGUGAAAUGAAAAGGUACACUAUCAAUGUAAUAAUAAGUUGAGAUGCAGAUAAAGGGGUUGAAUCCAUCAACAAGGUUCAAUAUUGAAGAGCGAUCGGCGUCACUAAUAAAGGUUGCAAUAGUAUUCUACAAAUAAUGUGUAGUUUGAGGUUACUUAUGUACCUCUUAUGUUGUAAAAGGUACUCAGCAUAUUGUAAAUUUCUGAGUUUCAUACUUGUAUACAGGAAGACAAAUACAACAGAAUUUUCUUGUCAAUACAUUAAGCAUUUGGUCAUA